Messenger RNA from Microcebus murinus (gray mouse lemur), 3629 nucleotides. It is a transcript of the gene MMUT, whose product is annotated as methylmalonyl-CoA mutase. Gene Ontology annotation, molecular function: metal ion binding; methylmalonyl-CoA mutase activity; cobalamin binding. Lineage: Eukaryota; Metazoa; Chordata; Mammalia; Primates; Cheirogaleidae. The record is from RefSeq and is a predicted model, not a curated record. Gene Ontology annotation, cellular component: cytoplasm; mitochondrion.
GUGUGUAUGUUGUGGGCUUCUAAGUAGUGAGGCUGCGGGCGCGAAGUCCAGGUGCCCUCUCCCUUUGCAGAGUCCUAAACAGGCCAGCCAGUCUGUUCUUGUUCCUGUUGGGUGUUCCCAUGCUGCACCAUGUUGAGGGCUAAGAAUCGGCUUUUUUUACUUUUCCCUCAUUACCUGAAGCAGGUAAAAGAAUCAGCAGGCUCCAGGAUCAUAUGGCAAAGACUUCUCCACCAGCAACAACCCCUUCACCCAGAAUGGGCUGCCCUGGCUAAAAAGCAGCUGAAAGGCAAAAAUCCAGAAGACUUAAUAUGGCACACCCCAGAAGGGAUCUCUAUAAAGCCCUUAUAUUCCAGGAGAGAUACUAAGGACUUACCUGAAGAACUUCCAGGAGUGAAGCCAUUCACACGUGGACCAUAUCCUACCAUGUAUACCUAUAGGCCCUGGACCAUUCGCCAGUAUGCUGGCUUUAGUACUGUGGAAGAGAGCAAUAAGUUCUAUAAAGACAAUAUUAAGGCUGGUCAGCAGGGAUUAUCAGUUGCCUUUGAUCUGGCAACGCAUCGUGGCUAUGAUUCAGACAACCCUCGAGUCCGUGGUGAUGUUGGAAUGGCUGGAGUUGCUAUUGACACUGUGGAAGAUACCAAAAUUCUUUUUGAUGGAAUUCCUUUAGAAAAAAUGUCUGUUUCCAUGACCAUGAACGGAGCAGUUAUUCCAGUUCUUGCAAAUUUUAUAGUAACUGGAGAAGAACAAGGCGUACCUAAAGAGAAACUUACUGGUACCAUCCAAAAUGACAUACUAAAGGAAUUUAUGGUCAGAAAUACUUAUAUUUUCCCUCCAGAACCAUCCAUGAAAAUUAUUGCUGACAUCUUCCAGUAUACAGCAAAGUACAUGCCAAAAUUUAAUUCAAUUUCAAUUAGUGGAUACCAUAUGCAAGAAGCAGGGGCAGAUGCCAUUCUGGAACUGGCCUACACUAUAGCCGAUGGAUUAGAGUACUCUAGAACUGGACUCCAAGCUGGCCUGACAAUUGAUGAAUUUGCACCACGGUUGUCUUUCUUCUGGGGAAUUGGGAUGAACUUCUAUAUGGAAAUAGCAAAGAUGAGAGCUGGGAGAAGACUCUGGGCUCACUUAAUAGAGAAAAUGUUUCAGCCUAAAAACUCUAAAUCUCUUCUUCUAAGAGCACAUUGUCAGACAUCAGGAUGGUCACUUACUGAGCAGGAUCCUUACAAUAACAUUGUGCGUACUGCAAUAGAAGCAAUGGCAGCAGUGUUUGGAGGGACUCAGUCUUUGCACACAAAUUCUUUUGAUGAAGCUUUGGGUUUGCCUACUGUGAAAAGUGCUCGAAUUGCCAGGAACACACAAAUCAUCAUUCAAGAAGAAUCUGGGAUUCCUAAAGUGGCUGAUCCUUGGGGAGGUUCAUAUAUGAUGGAAUCUCUCACAAAUGAUGUUUAUGAUGCUGCCUUGAAGCUCAUUAAUGAAAUUGAAGAAAUGGGUGGAAUGGCCAAAGCUGUAGCUGAAGGAAUACCUAAACUUCGAAUUGAAGAAUGUGCUGCCCGAAGACAAGCUAGAAUAGAUUCUGGUUCUGAAGUAAUUGUUGGAGUAAAUAAGUAUCAGUUGGAAAAAGAAGAUUCUGUGGAGGUUCUGGCGAUUGAUAAUACUUCAGUGCGUAACAAGCAGAUUGAAAAACUUGAGAAGAUCAAAUCUAGCAGGGAUCAAGCUUUGGCAGAACGAUGUCUUGCUGCACUGACUGAAUGUGCUGCCAGUGGAGACGGAAAUAUUCUGGGUCUUGCAGUGGAUGCAGCUCGUGCAAGGUGUACAGUUGGAGAAAUCACAGAUGCCCUGAAAAAGGUAUUUGGUGAACAUAAAGCUAAUGAUCGUAUGGUGAGUGGAGCGUAUCGCCAGGAAUUUGGAGAAAGUAAAGAGAUAACAUCUGCUAUCAAAAGGGUUCAUAAAUUCAUGGACCGUGAAGGUCGCAGACCUCGUCUCCUUGUAGCAAAAAUGGGACAAGAUGGCCAUGACAGAGGAGCAAAAGUUAUUGCUACAGGAUUUGCUGAUCUUGGUUUUGAUGUGGACAUAGGCCCUCUUUUUCAGACUCCUCGUGAAGUGGCCCAGCAGGCUGUGGACGCAGAUGUGCAUGCUGUGGGUGUGAGCACGCUUGCUGCUGGUCAUAAAACCCUCGUUCCUGAACUCAUCAAAGAACUUAACUCCCUUGGACGCCCAGAUAUUCUUGUCAUGUGUGGAGGGGUGAUACCACCACAGGAUUAUGAGUUUCUGUAUGAAAUUGGCGUUUCCAAUGUAUUUGGUCCUGGGACUCGAAUUCCAAGGGCUGCCGUUCAAGUGCUUGAUGAUAUUGAGAAGUGUUUGGAAAAGAAGCAGCAAUCUGUGUAACAUCCUGUUUUUGCUUUAGCUCUUUUCUAAAAUAUUUUUUUAGUUAUGAUCAAGGAAGAGAGUAAAACUAUGUCUGCAAUUUAAUUUCAACACCUAAUAUGUACUUCCCUUGAAAGAUUUACAUUAAAAUACUUUAAUUAUAAGCAUGUACAGUUUCACCUUAAAAAUAAAAAUAAUUCCUAAAAACCCUCUGUAGCAAUACUUUAUCAGCAUCUCUAUACAAAAGUAUUAUUUUUAAAGACCAUAGUGUUAUAUUUAUUAGAAAUAUUUCUUAUAAAUCUAUUUACCUUUUAUUUUAAGAAUUAAACUUUACCUAAAAAGAUAUGACUAGUCCCAUUCUUCAGUUUAGCAUUACAUUGACUUGAACACCAGAAAAUAAAAUUCAUAUAUUAAUAAAAUAAAAUACCAAUCUUGAAAAAAUAGUAGAGAAUAUUUAUGUGGAGAAAUAGAUUAUGGGUGUGUUCCUUAGCUAAACUCUACCAGAAUCACCUUGAUAAAUGAUAUAUCAAACAUAGCAGGUUGGAAUGGGGGGAAUUGGCAGCAUAUUGAUUUUAUUAAUACUUUCUUCCUGAGCAUGACCAUUUGACCUUGUUAUUGUGGAGCUUCUCAAGACCCAGGAAAGUGGAUGUUUAUGAAUAUUCCUUUAAAUCAGAGUGCUUAGGUUGCUAUUAUGCUUUCUCCAGAAUGGUGAUGUCAGUGGUGGGUUAGGCAUAUGAUAUAGAAAGAACUGAACUUUCCAGAUCCAGAAAGAUGCUACCUUGCAUAUAUUAGCUCAUUAAAGAUAAGUUGCAAAAAUAAAAAUAGCACAAAAAACACCUGUACUUUGCUUGUUGGAUAAUUUGCUCAUUAAAGAAGGAAAAUUGUCCUUUAUUGUUAACAUGAUCCAUUAUAUAAAUGUAAAAUGAGUAACAGUGAUUGUUUAGUAAUGAAUUUCUAUUGUAUUUUAUUAGAUCAGAGAACAAUCCUUUGGAAGGGAUUAUAAGAUUUAUAUAUUGCUAUAGAAUUUAUAAAGUACAUUGUAUUAUAAUACAACUUAAAUUUAGAACAUGAUUAUUAGAAUCGUAUUAAGUCGUGAUUAGUGUUCCCAUUUUACAGAUGAGUAACUAAGUCCAGUGAUACAUUUACUAUGCCAUUUUAUUGACUUUUUCUUAUUAAGAAAUGCAUAUUGAUUUAAUAAGUAUUUAGUUUUUAUGAUGUGUUCAGUUAUGUGCUGGAUGACAUGUGAAAUAAACUCCUCGAGAAAUUUA